AGGAGGACUCAGGAGGAGGGACCCAGGGCACGGGGAGGUGGCAGGACAGGCCCAGUCGCUGCGCCCUCCCGGGGUGGCUCCUCCGACAGCCGGUGCCCGCCGCGCCUGCAGCCUGCAGCCCGCUCGCGUCCUGCCCGCCCCGCGCCUCCGCUACGCUCCCGGGCUCCGGUCCCCUGCUCCGCGCCGGGAGACAUGAGUGCGGCCGCUGCGCCCGAGCGCGGCUGGAAGAGCGAGAAAGUGGACGAGGCGCAGGCCCUGGCGCGGAGCUGCGCCGCCCGCCGACCCGACUUCCAGCCGUGCGACGGGCUGUCCAUCUGUGCCACGCACAGCCACGGCAAGUGCUUCAAGCUGCACUGGUGCUGUCACCUGGGAUGGUGUCACUGCAAAUACGUUUAUCAGCCCAUGACCCCCGUGGAACAGCUCCCAAGCACAGAGAUCCCUGCAAGGCCGCGAGAACCCACCAACACCAUUCAGAUCUCCGUCUCACUCACUGAACACUUUUUGAAGUUUGCAUCUGUCUUCCAGCCUCCACUUCCCCCCGAGUCGCCAAGGUACUGUAUGAUUUCCGAUCUCUUCAUCGACAACUAUCAGGUUAAAUGUAUCAACGGGAAGAUGUGCUAUGUGCAGAAGCAGCAGGCGCCCCAUUCCCAGAAGAUGAGCCCCGAGGAGGUCUCUGCACACGAUGCCUUAAUUUCUAAAGAGAGCGACACUCCGAAACUGGGCCACUGCUCCUCCCCUUCCAGUUCCGAGGACUCUGGGAUCAAUGCCAUUGGGGCGCACUAUGUGGAAUCCUGUGACGAGGACACAGAAGAGGGGGCGGAACUUAGUUCUGAGGAAGAUUAUAGCCCCGAGAGCAGCUGGGAACCCGAUGAGUGCACCCUUCUUUCCCCGUCGCAGUCUGAUCUAGAAGUGAUCGAAACCAUGGAAACCACUGUGUAGUCAGCUGGGACCUGCCGCCAGGAUCCACCCUGAGCUUCUGUACUUUGAUUUGAUGCGUCCUUUUCCAAUACUCUUGGCAUUUUCACAGCCCUGUUACUACCCAUAGCAGCCCAGGGGUCUGCUAACUAGUGUUACCCUUAAAGUUAUCUUGUAACUAUGACAUUAUUUUCUUUUGUAUUUUGCUUUCUAUGUGGCCUCUGGUGUCAUGAGUUGUGACCCAGCCUUAAUUUCACUUAGAACUUUGAGAGCAGUGGUGACCACAGAGUGUCACGGGUCGGUCGGUCACAUGGAGGAGCUUCCUAGAGUGGAGGUGACCGUAUUUUACCAGUAGCCCAUCCUUUGUGGUGAGGGCUUUUGUUCAGCUUCCCUUUGGCAUGUCAUGUGACGCCUCUGUUCUCCUGGUUUCGGUAUGGGGAGCAGCCCGCUUCAGGACACAGUGUUGCUGGCAAUAAUCUUUCCCUUCCUCCUUCCUGCUAGCUGUGUGGGCUCAGGACAAGAGUAGCCUCAGGAGUUACUUCCGGGAGGUCCUUGGAGGUCCCCUGAUGCCACAGCUUCUGUGACUGUGAGGAGAGACAGGCCUCUCCAGUUUGUGUCUAGUCCAGCUAGUGUGAUGUGUGUGUAUGUACAUACACCAGCUUGUGCGGUGUGAUGUGUGUGUAUAUAUUAUACAUACAUGCAGUAGGGUAGUGGGGAUUCAGAAGAGCUCAGACCUGGUUCUCACCAUGAAGGGGACACACUGAAUUACAGGACACAAAUCACGCAGCUCACGGCACCCAGGAGGCUCUUGGAACCGGGGUAGGAGAGGUGGACGUGGCCUAGGCCAGCUGAGGAAGUUGCUACAGUGACUGAGCUGGCCCCGGGUGGAUUCCACAGCAUCCACUGCCCUUCGUGAUUGUUUUUCAGAUCAGGGAGAAGCAUUUAAGUUUUAUAGAUAUUAUAUUUAGGAGGCAGCACAUCUGACAUCUUAAGAAAAAAAAACCACACUAGUUUUAGUUAGCAUGGAAAUGCUAAAAGACAAGUCCUUUAGGGAUUAGGAAUGAAUCUAAUAGGUUUGAUUAAUUCUGCUUCGUUUGGUUGUAUGAAGCAUUAGAAUGGCUUAGAUGAGAAAUGAACUAGAAUUUUGUAUGAUGCAUGGGUUUUAUGCAAAUGCAAAGACAGUUGAAAUAGCUCACUGCUGAGUCAGGAAGAUGUUUUAUGUAACACUUCUUCACUUUACUACGCCGGAAUGCACACACGUGUGUGCUCUUUCACACACACGAAAUAGUGGGUAAUUCUUUCUUACAUAGCUUUCUUCGAAACUCUGCCCCUGAUUUGCUAUAUAGUGGACAUUCUCGUGUGAUUUUACUAUCUGCCGUUCUCCUAAAUCUAUGUGUGAGGCAUAGCACAAAUCUGGGAGCUUUAACAUCUGUGAGGAGACCCACACAGCUGCAGGGGGGCGGGUGUCUCAGAUCCUGUUGGUCUGAGCAGGCGCCAUGGCCUCUUUGUGCUGUCAGAAUCUCACACAUUCCUCUCUGUUCAUGUGUCCUUGAGGGAAGGAGAGGCUCGUCUCCUGUAUUUGGGGUUCUUCACUGUGUACUCAGGAAGAAUCUGCUUUCCCAACUGGAUAUGGAGUCGCAGCGAUUCACCACUAGCCCCUUCUUUAGGCUGACAAGCCCAGAACAUUCAAUGUUCAGAAGGCAGAAUAUGUGGCUUCCUUUGAAGGCAGUCGUUACAACCUUCUGUGCUGGAGGAGAAUGUAGCAAAAAUCCCCACUUACUGAAAUGCAAAGGCUCAAGCCAAGAAGGACCAGCAGGCACAGGGGAGGGCAGGUGGGAGCAGCCACAACUCAGCUGGAGGGUCAUGCUGCUGGCCUGGGAUGGCCUGGGGACAUCUGGUGAGCCCUGACCGAGGUUUGUGGUGCCUCAUUGGAGGCAGGUAUCUGUCACCUGGCACUCAGGGCUGUGGAGACAGCACCGGGGCCAUCUUCAAAUGUGCAGUGAAUGAUCUCAGAUCCCCAUGUGGAGAGACACGCAGCAGAGCUCCCCACACCUCUCUGCUGUGGGCCCACAGCCAUGAGUACUAAGUUAGCUGGAGUCUACAACUCGGGCUCCAUGAAAACACGGGGUCAGAGCCACAGUUCUGGAGCUUGGCUGAGUGUUGGGCUUAUGCCCUUUAUCCAUAACAUCUGUGACUUCUGUCCAGGGCCCUAUUUUCUAAACCCCGACUGCCAUUCAGACUUGCCACAAAUGUGAUGUAAUUUUUGCAUUUAAUAUCAAUUGACGAUCCCAUUAAAUAUUUGCACAAUCUCUUUGUAAUUAAAUUCACUAAGCUUCACUUGCCAGUUUUAUAAAAUUGGACACGUCCCCUUGCAUUCUGGGAUCUCAAAACGGCCUUUUCUGAAGAAGCUGUU
Messenger RNA from Microtus ochrogaster (prairie vole), 3328 nucleotides. RefSeq names its product chromosome 2 C3orf70 homolog (gene C2H3orf70). Gene Ontology annotation, biological process: nervous system development. NCBI's taxonomy places the organism in Eukaryota, Metazoa, Chordata, Mammalia, Rodentia, Cricetidae. The record is from RefSeq and is a predicted model, not a curated record.